This is a messenger RNA of Cuscuta campestris, 1300 nucleotides long. NCBI's taxonomy places the organism in Eukaryota, Viridiplantae, Streptophyta, Magnoliopsida, Solanales, Convolvulaceae. The record is from the annotation of a GenBank genome assembly.
UACGAAUCCACAAGAACAGGGGUUUCUUCUUCUCCUCCGGCAUUCAUUUCAUUCAUACGCAAGGAACACACCUUCAUACUGAAAUCUCAGUGGAAUUCGAAGAAAUUACAGUUGAUUAAAGAUGCAAAACGGAGGCGAUGAGGUUAGCAUCGAAGAAUUGGCUACGAAUCUUUCAACUUACCGAGAACAGCUUCAACAGGUUCGUGCACUGUUGAAGGAUGACCGUAGCAAUUCUGAAUAUUUGGACAUGGAGAAGGAACUUGUCGAGGUUAUUGCUUUGACAGAAGAGCUCCUUGCAACUGCAAAACAAAAUGAAGAUUUUGAACUAGGUACCGGGAGUAGUGCUGAUGCAUCAUAUGAUUUUGGCCAUCCAGGGAGCACUUCGAGUAUGCAGUUUCCUGUUGGCACCAAAGUACAAGCUGUUUGGAGUGAGGAUGGAGAGUGGUACAAUGCAACCAUUGAGGCGCAUACUUCAAAUGGCUAUCUUGUAGCUUAUGAUGGGUGGGGAAAUAAGGAAGAGGUAGAUCCAGAAAAUAUCAGGCAAAUUCAAGGAGAGGUCAAUCCUUUGGAUGAAGCUGAAAAGAUUGCUGAGGCCACAAAACAGGCCCUGAAGCGGAAGAUUGCACAGGCUUCCGUCAUUGAAUACCAGUCUAAGAGUCUACCAGCAAAGCUCCAUAUUGAUCCCAAUGACCCGGAAGAUGUGAAAGCUUCAAAGAGAAAGAAGAUCCAUGCUUUCAAGUCAAAAAUGCGGAUAGAGAAACUUGAGGUAGCCCAAAACAAGAGGCAAAAUGCUUGGCAGCAAUUUCAGUCGACAAAAGGCUCUACUAAGAAGAUCGGAUUCUUCUCGGGUAGAAAGCGGGAAAGCAUCUUCAAGUCUCCCGAGGACCCUACUGGAAAGGUCGGCGUGACUGGAAGUGGGAAAGGUUUGACAGAUUUUCAGAAGAGGGAGAAGCAUUUGCAUCUUAAAGGUACCUCUGCUGAGGCUUCUGAUGACUACUAGCCCUUAAAAUUUAGCCCCCAUUCCUUAUGUUGUGCCUUUAAAAAAAUACAUUUAACUGAUACAAUUUUUAGGAGCGAUAUCCAAAAUCCAUCUUUGUAUUUUUAGUUUUUCCUUUCACGAAAAUUUGAAAUAUAUGAUACUGCAAAGGUGUGGCUCAUCUCUUGGCAAAUCGACCGUAGUUUCUUCCGUUCUCUAGUUCAAUUUGCAAUUCGCGAUUGAUUCGUUUAUGUUCAAUUUGAAAUUUGGAAACAACAAUGAAAGAAAAUUUCAAACAUGAUAAAAUCAAUUUAAGAUAUUCCG